This is a messenger RNA of Leishmania mexicana MHOM/GT/2001/U1103, 1824 nucleotides long. Its product is annotated as putative GTPase activating protein. Bases 1 to 1824 code for a protein of 607 amino acids. The record is from RefSeq and is a predicted model, not a curated record. Gene Ontology annotation, molecular function: GTPase activator activity. Lineage: Eukaryota; Euglenozoa; Kinetoplastea; Trypanosomatida; Trypanosomatidae. Gene Ontology annotation, biological process: activation of GTPase activity. The transcript has a single exon.
AUGGGCACCAGGCAGUUGUCAGCUUCCGCGGCGCCGGCACCGAAAGCCUCGCGCGGCGCUUUACAUCUCAACAAAUUGAAUGUACCGGCCCCUCCCGGCUGCACCGCCACAGUGAGCACCUUUGGGCCGAACACCCCGCUGGCCAAGACCCCGAUCCCCACCGCGGCCACCGCUACCGCCAGCGCUGCCGUGAGCAGCGAGCAUGCAAAGCGUUUCCAGGAGGCCCUGUGUGUGGACUCAGUGGAUAUGGCGCUACUGCGGGAGCUGAGCUGGCAGGGCUGCCCUGUUGCUCUCCGGUACGAGGCAUGGAUGUUUCUCACCGGAUGCUGGACGGCGCAGGCAGCAACGCGCCAGCCGACCGUGUUGAGGCGUCGUGUCGAGUACGUCGCGUAUAUCCACAGCUCCUACGGCAUCGUCGACUGGGACGCCGUGUGCGCGAUGGUGGACAGUGGCGUCGACACAGCCGUGCACCGGUCAACCCUCAAGUCACUCGAGCACACUGCUGAUGCAUCGCAGGUGGCCCCACCGCACGGUAUCUCACGGAGUUUCUUGCGUGCUGCGCCGCUGACGACUGGCGGCAGCACAGGCACGGCGGCAAAGGAGGCUGCUGCCGCUCUGCCUCCGUCCCUUUUGCAGCGCCCAGACGGGCUGCAGAGCGCCUCCCUCCCCCUCGAGGAUGUUCGAUCGAAGUUGCCGCAGAACACGGGCGAGAGUGACGCGCCGCCGCCGUCGCAGCUGCCACAGCACCAGUCAGCGGAUCUCCAGACAGCAAGCCCUUCCCUGGGCACUCUGCCAGCCCCCUCUGGUUCCUCGUUCCGCGCCCCCGCCUCGGUGGGGUUCAUCGAUACCGCCGGUGCCGGUCCGGCUUUUCCUCCCCAAAUUUCUGCGCCACCUCUCCCCGGGUUUGCGACGCUCGGGCUGUCGAAUGUGGUGCCAGCGACGGCGGCGCCAUCUGCUGCCAGUGGCGGUGGUGGCGGGGCGACAGGGCACCAGCUUAGUGCCAGCACGAUGCUGGGCUCGAAGGAGUUGCAGACGCUGAAGCAGAUCCGAAAGGACAUACCUCGCAUGUCGGGCGGCCACUGCUACCUGCGCCACCCACGCGUGCAGGGCUCCAUUGAGCGCAUCCUGUUCAUCUGGUCCCUGCGCCACCCGGCCUGCGGCUACGUGCAGGGCAUGAAUGACCUUGUUGUUCCGUUCAUGGGCGUGGUGCUGGGCUACCGCUUCUGUCCGACUCACUCGGUAACAGAGCUGCACGCCUACACCGAGGACAUCUUCGACGAUCUGUGGUCCGUCUCGGCAGUUUCGGUUACGCAGUGGAUCAACGAGGUGGAGGCGGAUGUAUACUGGAUGACCUCGUAUUUGCUCAACACCAUGCAAGAUAACUACACGAGCAGUCACGCCGGGAUCACGUCCAUGAUGCGGCACCUCGCUGCGGUCGUGCAGGUUGCCGACCCGCCGCUCUACCAUCGCUUGGUGGAUGUGUUGCAGCUCCACUUUGAUCAGUUUUCCUUUCGGUGGAUGAACUGCUUGCUAAUGCGCGAGCUGACCGAAACGCAGUCGCUGCGGCUGCUCGACGCGUAUCUGUCCGAUGAGGAGCGGCGGUGGAGUGUCACGCACGUGUACGUGUGCGCGGCACUGCUGCUGCGCUGGGGCUCACAGCUGAUGGCGUUUUGCGAGGACUAUAUCAGUGUAAUCAAGUUCUUGCAGGAACUACCAACGGAGCAGCUGUCGCUGCGCGACAUGCAAGAUGUGCUCUCAGAGGGCUUUGUGCUGCAGAACCUGUAUGAGGCCUCCCUGAAGCGAUUGUCCACGACUGCGGAGUGA